Messenger RNA from Diabrotica virgifera virgifera (western corn rootworm), 1600 nucleotides. RefSeq lists its product as uncharacterized. NCBI's taxonomy places the organism in Eukaryota, Metazoa, Arthropoda, Insecta, Coleoptera, Chrysomelidae. Gene Ontology annotation, molecular function: odorant binding. The record is from RefSeq and is a predicted model, not a curated record. Bases 49 to 507 code for a protein of 152 amino acids. The transcript has 4 exons.
UGUACCUACACAAAGAACAACUAAUUGAUUAAAGUAUUACUAUCCGCAAUGAAUAUAAAGAUUCUGUUAAGUUUAUUUUUUAGUCCGUUUUGUGUGGUAUCUCCUGGUAUAAAUGCUGAUCAAGUUGACCCUAGGUGGUUGAAAAACGAAGACUUUCAUAAAUUCCAUGAACAAUGCAACAGGGAAUAUGGAGUUGAAGGAAAGGAUCCUCAGUCAAUACCAAAAGAUGUAGCAGAUGGGAUAAAGUUAUGUUAUUCAAAGAAGGUUGGACUAGUAACCAAGGAUAACUAUAUCAAUAGAGAUGUAAUACAAGAAAUGAAAGACGUUGAAAAGGAUAACCUAGAACUAGCUGAAAAUAUCGAUAAGUGUGUUACUGAUGAAAAAUUAACUAAUGAAACUAUUACGCAAAAAAUUAAAUGCCUAGCUGAGGCAUAUUUGACUCAUGGACUAGCGUAUAAGGUCACUCAAAUACUCGCCAUUCGAUUACUGCCAUCGACCACGGAAUAAUUUACCUAACGGGGGCGACGCUACCGCCUAUGGACUAAUAACAAGUUUUGGAUGGUAGAGGUAAAUAACAAGUUUUGGAUUGUAGACGGGGGAUGGUGACGAUUUAAGUCCUUGGAAUUAAGAUCUUAAUUUUUCGCCAUAUAACAUUAGUAUGAUGAAAUCAGCAAAAGUUAUUAUAGUUUGUGUUAUUUUAACUCAAGUAUUUACUAGUUCGAUUGAAAGACAAACAGAUAAUCCUAGGAAUUGGGAUAAUGUAUACAAUAUCUGAAUAUAUGAAAAACAUAAUUCAUAAUUGAUAUCAUCAAGUAAUAGACCUAAUGCAGUUCCAAAAGUAAAUAAUGGUCCUAAUCGAUUUAAUCAAUUACCACACAUAAAUAAUGCUGAUAACCAAUUCUCACAUACAGAUCAUGGCCCUAAUGUAUUCUCACAUAUAAACAAUGAUUUUAGUCAAGUUAAUCCAAUUUACACUACAACUCCACGACCACCGUCACAAGAGCCAAUUCCGCCUGCUGCUAUAUGUUCCUUAUGCGGCGGAGGACUUGGAUAAAUUAUUUAAGACAUGAACUUACAUACUAUUCUUAUGUUUAUAAUUGACAACUUCCUACAAAUAUUUCCUCCGUACCAAAUAAAUAACCUAUUGGCUACUAAUGACAAAAGAGUAUAUGAUUGUCUAAUCAAAUUUAUACAUAGUACAAAUGUAUGUCUGUAAUCAAUUUUAGCCAAUCUCGUUAACCUUUUUUUUUACCCAAUUGUUUAUUUUCCCUCCUUUUCCCUAUUUAUAGUAAUGUCUUUUAGUAAUUUUUAAGAGGUUUUUUUUUUCUUUUGACUAUUUUGAUCUGUUUGCAAUAGUAGGUAUAGAUAGACACUUUUUUAUUUAGUAUUAAGUAAAUUAGAAUAAUAUGAUUUUCUUUUUAAUAAUUUGUAUUAGGUUUAAUAGUUUUUUUGUAUUAGUAUUAAUUAUUAUCAAGUUGUAUCUGGCUAAAUAGCUAAGUGCUAAAGUCACAAAUAAAAAAAAAAAAAAAAACUUCCUACAAUUUUAAAUUCGAAAAAAAUGCUAAAAAUCACAUAACACAACAGAACAUAAUUUAAAAUA